AAAAGGAAGUCAAUUUACGUAAUUUCCGGUGACAGUAACCCUAAUGGUGCACUCCAGUGUUUUCAGCUUCAGAACGACAUGAGAUUUAACAAUCUUCAAAGUAGCUAGUUAUCAUGAACAGCUAUAGGACGGUUACAUUGGCUUGUAAUAAUGAUGUUAUAAGGGCAUGUAAAGCGGCAAUUCGCUCAGGGAAAACAGGCAGUAUUUGUCACAUAUCAAGGGGAGUAGCAUCCUUGCUCACGCGAGCAUAUGCUUCUGUCCCGAGACGAGAGGAACCACCACCAGUGUCUGACUCUGACAAGAGACCGAAUCUGAGAGCCAUCGACCUUGCACGCAAAAUUCGCCAGGAGAAACUGAAAGGAAAUGCAACUGGUGGUGGGUCAGACGCGGCUGUCCUUAAUCCGUCGGUGCCAGUGUCCCAACUGCAAAAGAGGGUCAUCGAGCUGCGACAGUUCACUCAGCAGCUACAGAAUGUUCACCCCAACGUUCUUGCAAAGCACCUUCACAGAGGUCUGAUCCUCCCACAUCCAGAGCUCGCCGUCGUUAAUAAACCCUAUGGAGUUUCUGUUCAAGAUGGGUCAAGCAACAAAAACAACAUCUCAGACGUGCUUCCAAUCCUUGCCAAGAUGGUGGAUGGAAUAAGGGCUGGGUCUCGGCUGCAUGUCUGCCUUGGAUUAGACAAGGAGACGACAGGGACCCUCCUGCUGGCAAGGACUGAGGAAGCACUGGACUAUGUACAAAAUCUUCACAAAAACCACCAAGUGGAGAGGAAAUAUUGGGUUGUUGCUGUGGGCGUGCCUGUUCCCUCUGAGGGAGUGAUUGACAUUCCCGUCAUAGAGAGAGAGGUCACAGGGGCUCAGCCUCACUUCAAGAUGGGCCUGAGUCCUGUGUACAGGGUGAGUGACGGGGGCGAGGGAGUGACCAAAGUGCGGGCCAAUCGGCAGGCCCAGGGUGCCGUGACUCAGUACCGUGUCCUGGACAGCAGCAACGGCUGCAGCCUGGUUGAGCUCCAGCCUAUCACAGGGGUGAAGCACCAGUUGAGGGUCCAUAUGGCAUACGCUCUGGGAUCUCCUAUCCUCGGAGACCACAAAUACUCCCACUGGACAAAACUGGCACCUCAGAAACUGCCAGAUGGUGUGUUGCGGAGGCUGGGACUUGAACAGAGCAAGGCGCGUUAUCUGCCUCUCCACCUGCAUGCCCGUCAGGUGACACUGCCAGAGUUCAAAGGUCAGAGUGACAUUACGGUGUCUUGCCCCCUGCCAAAGUAUUUCACCAGCACUUUGCGACGACUGCAGAUCCCGAUUCCAGAUGAAUGAUGCUUCAGCGCAGUGCAGACAGGAUACAGAAGACUUGCUUCUUGCUUAUGAAAUAUGGAGCAGCAUCACUUCAAGGGACCCUUGGCCUAAUGGUUUAAGUUUGUACCUGGACUGGGAAUUAACUGUGUGGCAAAUAAAAUAAACAAAACCA
This is a messenger RNA of Oncorhynchus tshawytscha (Chinook salmon), 1467 nucleotides long. RefSeq names its product mitochondrial RNA pseudouridine synthase rpusd4. Gene Ontology annotation, biological process: pseudouridine synthesis. The record is from RefSeq and is a predicted model, not a curated record. Lineage: Eukaryota; Metazoa; Chordata; Actinopteri; Salmoniformes; Salmonidae. Gene Ontology annotation, molecular function: pseudouridine synthase activity; RNA binding. The coding region runs from base 114 to 1316 and encodes 400 amino acids. The transcript is spliced from 6 exons.